Messenger RNA from Lachancea sp. 'fantastica', 1041 nucleotides. The record is from the annotation of a GenBank genome assembly. NCBI's taxonomy places the organism in Eukaryota, Fungi, Ascomycota, Saccharomycetes, Saccharomycetales, Saccharomycetaceae.
AUGAAGUCGGUACUUUUGAUUGGUGGGUCAGGAUUUUUAGGACUGCAUCUCGUUGACAAGUUCUACAACUUGUCACCACGCCCUGAGAUUCAUGUUUUCGAUGUUAGACCUCUUCCGGAAAAAUUGUCCAAGGCAUUUACUUUUGAUCCGAAAAGCAUUAAGGUCCACGUCGGCGACCUAACGUCGGAAAAUGAUGUGAGGGAGGCCCUUCGCUCGAGCAACGCCGAUGUAGUGGUACACUCAGCUUCUCCAAUGCACGGAUGCAGUCAGGAAGUUUAUGAUAAAGUCAAUGUGGAAGGAACUAAAAAUCUUUUAAGGGUGGCUAAAAGCAUGAGUGUCAGAGCUUUCGUGUAUACAUCAUCGGCAGGUGUUAUAUUUAACGGCCAAGACAUUCAUAAUGCUGACGAAUCAUGGCCCAUUCCCGAAGUUCCAAUGGAUGGUUACAAUGAAACUAAGGCCACAGCAGAAGCGAUGGUCCUGCGUGCUAACAGUCCGAAAGAGAGCUUCUUCACUAUAGCCUUGAGACCUGCUGGUAUUUUUGGGCCUGGAGACCGUCAAUUGGUACCAGGUCUGAGAAACGUAGCGAAAAUGGGACAGUCUAAAUUUCAGAUUGGAGACAAUAACAACCUUUUUGACUGGACUUACGUGGGAAAUGUUGCUGAUGCCCAUGUUCUUGCUGCAGAAAAGCUACUGGAUGCUUCCGCAUGCCCCACUGUAGCGGCUCAAUCUUUUUUCAUUACCAACGAUGCCCCAACGUACUUUUGGGCACUAGCCCGGACAGUUUGGAGAGCAGAUGGUCAUGUAGACAAUUAUAACAUUGUCCUGUCUAGGCGUCUAGCAAUCGCUGUUGGUUAUUUGUCCGAAUAUUUCUCCAAGUUGACGGGUAAAGAGCCAGGUCUUACGCCCUUCAGAGUAAAGAUCGUAUGUGCUUACCGCUAUCAUAAUAUCAGCAAAGCAAAAAGACUUUUAGGUUAUAGCCCCAAUGUUGAUAUAGAAGACGGCAUUGCCAAAACGCUUUCUUGGAUGGAUGAGUCGGCUUAG